Messenger RNA from Pistacia vera, 1090 nucleotides. Its product is annotated as DNA-directed RNA polymerase II subunit RPB7-like. Gene Ontology annotation, biological process: positive regulation of translational initiation; positive regulation of nuclear-transcribed mRNA poly(A) tail shortening; transcription initiation at RNA polymerase II promoter. Gene Ontology annotation, cellular component: P-body; RNA polymerase II, core complex. NCBI's taxonomy places the organism in Eukaryota, Viridiplantae, Streptophyta, Magnoliopsida, Sapindales, Anacardiaceae. The record is from RefSeq and is a predicted model, not a curated record. Gene Ontology annotation, molecular function: single-stranded RNA binding; single-stranded DNA binding; translation initiation factor binding. The coding region runs from base 238 to 663 and encodes 141 amino acids. The transcript has 5 exons.
AAACAAUUUGCCUUCUCUUCUGACUUCUCUAUUCUUUAGGGUUUUUCAAACUGCAAAUUACUGCUACUGAGCGAAACUCUGCAAGUAUUGUCUCUUCUUCUCCAAAUGAAUUUGGGUGUUCCAAGAUACCCUCAAAGUUGUGAUCGAGUUUAACUCAUUCCCGGGUUCUGAAAUUUUGCAGGGAGAUAUCUAUUAUUCUCAUAGAACUAGAGAUCAAAUCAAAUCACAAAGAGAAAGAUGUUCUUCCACAUAGUAUUAGAGCGAAACAUGCAACUACACCCACGGCACUUUGGUCGGAAUCUUCGCGAGCACCUCGUCACCAAACUCAUGAAAGAUGUUGAGGGCACAUGUAGUGGUCGACAUGGAUUUGUGGUGGCUAUAACGGGUGUAGACAGCAUUGGCAAAGGGCUUAUUCGGGAUGGGACUGGAUUUGUGACGUUUCCAGUGAAGUAUCAGUGUGUGGUCUUCAGACCCUUUAAAGGGGAAAUUUUAGAAGCUGUUGUGACUAUGGUAAACAAGAUGGGAUUUUUUGCUGAAGCUGGACCUGUUCAAAUUUUUGUUUCGAAUCAUUUGAUACCUGAUGAUAUGGAGUUCCAGUCUGGAGAUAUGCCAAAUUAUACAACCUCCGAUGGAUCGGUAAGCUUCAGUUUUUACCUCUCAUAGGAAACUUAUGUUAAUUUUGUGGUAUUAUAAGAGUAAGGUUGAAAUGAUCUCUUGGAGUUCUUGUAGGUUAAGAUUCAAAAGGACAGUGAAGUGCGGUUAAAGAUAAUUGGGACUCGAGUAGAUGCUACGGAAAUUUUCUGCAUUGGCACCAUAAAGGACGAUUUCUUGGGAGUGAUUAAUGAUCCUACAACGCUUUAGCGAAGCUGUGGCUAAUUUUUUAUUUUGGCAUGGGAGUUACUGCUUUCUUUGCAGUCUCUUAUGUUUCUUGCUGUGUAAUUUCUAUAGGCAUUAAUUAUCCUUAGAAACAAUUUCAUUAUGAUCUGUUGUUAAGAAGCUUUUGCUUGUGGACUCAUAAACAUUGUUGUUACAUUAAUACCUAUUCAAAUGAUGCUCUCUUCAGUCAAAUUUUCCUUUCCUUUUCUAUCUA